Messenger RNA from Macrosiphum euphorbiae (potato aphid), 996 nucleotides. The record is from the annotation of a GenBank genome assembly. Lineage: Eukaryota; Metazoa; Arthropoda; Insecta; Hemiptera; Aphididae.
AUGUCUUCAAAAACUUUAUUUACUUUGGAAGAAGAUACAAUUCUCGCAGAAUUUGUUAGUAAACAUCCAUGUUUGUUUGACUUGAGAAAUUCAUUGUACAAGGAUCAACAUGUACGAGAAAAUGUGUGGAAAGAAGUGUCAUGUAUUUUAAAAACAAAAAGUGUUGACGAUUGUAAAAAAAGAUGGCGAAAUAUGAAGGACACCUACAAUAAAAACAAAAGGAGUAGAAAAGUCGGUACAGGAUCAGCAACUAGGAAAAAGCCUUCCAAGUGGCAACUUUCAGAUAUUUUAUCUUUUCUAGAUGUAGCAACUUAUGAAAGAGAAGGUGUAUCAAAUAUUAUGUCUUCUGAUGCAUCAGCAAUAGAACACACCAACGAAGAUCCUCAGAUUCAGAGUCAAAAAAAUACUGAUGGUUUGUUUGAAGACUCAAUUGAUGCAAGUGUGUUAAACCAAGGAGAAAGUGAAUUACAGCCAUCUUCAUCAGCUAUUGGAGAAUCGAUUUCAGAAACGGGAGUUACUGGUAAAAUAAAAAAAUCGUGGACUGAAUCAGUAUCGAAUAAAAAAACAAAAAAAAACGACAAUUUACUUGAUGCAUUGAAAAAAAGAGAUGAAGAAAGGAAUAAGAUUCUUCAAGAACUAAAAAAUAUUGAACAAGACGAUCCUAUUGAUGCUUUUUUCACAAGUAUGGCAUUAACGGUAAAGCAGUUUACUCCAGAAUUAAUAAUUCAAGCUAAAUUUGAUAUUCUUCGUAUUGUAAGUAAUUUAGAAUUAAAGAAUAACAAAUUAAAAGAAAUUAUGCCACCCCCUCAAGUUCCACAGCCGUCUACUUCUUCAAGCUACGAAUUUCCCACAACAGUCAACCCUUACCAAAGCUCCGAAGAAAGUUCGCAUCCAGAGUGGGUAGAUUAUAAUUAUUCUACAUCCAAUUCGUUUGAUAGCCAGCAACAAGAUAGUGAACAACCAGAGGAAUAUUGGAUUCAUUCUCUUAAUAAGUAG